AUGACUUUUGUGGUGACAUUUGUGUAUGCUUUUAACACUAAAGAGGAGAAUAGGGAGUUUUGGAGUAGUCUAGUGGAAUACCAAGCUGGUUGUCAUAAGCCAUGGAUGGUGUUGCGAGAUUUUAACCCAGUAUUGAGAAUAGAAGACAGAAUUGGAGGGAACCAGGUUACUUGGGUUGAUGUGGUAGACUUUCACACAUACAUUAGGGAGUGUGAAUUAAUUGAGUUCCCUCAAUUAGGAAAUCACUACACUUGGAAUGAUAAGAACAAUGAUCAGAGAAUUUUUUCAAAGCUAGAUUGGAUAUUCAUCAACAAUACAUGGUUGGAUAUAAUGCCAACUUGCAGAGUAAAGUUUCUGCCAGAAGGCACUAGUGAUCAUUGUCCAGUCAUGGUGACAUUGGAGGAUAGGAGACUGGGGAUGAGAAGACAAUUCAUCUACAGUAAUGUUUGGGCUCAGCAUCCUCAAUUUGCUGAUUUAGUGAAGGCAGGGUGGGAAGUUCAACUAGAAGAAUGUCAGAUGUUUAAAAUUGUCAGUAGACUCAAGAUGCUACAGAAGGCUUUAAAGAAGUUAAAUGCAAACUACUUUGGUAACAUUGUGACUGAGGCAAAUGUGGAAAGGGUGACACUUAAAGAGGUUCAAGAAAGACUAUUCAGAGAUCCCACAAAUAGAGAGUUACAACAGGAGGAGGCCACUUUAUAUACUAACUUUAGACAAUCAUCCUAUAUGGCUGAGGUGUAUUUGCAGCAAAAAACAAAGCUACAUGAUCUAUUGGGCACUAGGAGGAAUUCAAGAGUGAGUUUAUUUAUCAAUAUAAUUCAGAAUGGACCUUUACUGUUCAUACCACAACAGGUUUAUUUAAUCAGACCUUUCAAUGGGAAAGAUGUCAAGGAAGCAAUGUUUAGCAUAGAUAGCAACAAGAGUCUUGGGCCAGAUGGAUAUGGAAGUGGUUUUUUUAAAGCUACAUGGUCUAUUACUGGAGAGGAAGUCACUGAAGCUAUACUGAAGUUCUUUGAGAAAGGAAGGUUAUUGAAGCAACUGAAUGAAACAAUUAUUGCACUCAUUCCUAAAAUUGAUAAUCCAGAGUUUGCAAGCCAAUAUAGGCCAAUAUCAUGUUGUAAUAUAUUUUACAAAUGUAUCUCUAAGAUGUUUUGCAGUAGGCUAAAGGCUGUUGUAUUACACUUAGUGGCAGAGAACCAAGCUGCUUUUGUACAAGGAAGUCAAGCAAGGGGUGGAGCAAUGGACAGGAUCACAACUACUACUAGGAAAUUUGAAGACAGUUCUACAGUGCGUAAAAAAGAAGAAAUGGAAGAAAUCCCAAAGAGAACUGGUUGCAGCAACAUGAGGAGCAAUGGUUUAUCACACUUGGAAGGCGAGGACCUGGAAAUUGUUUAA
Messenger RNA from Nicotiana tabacum (common tobacco), 1392 nucleotides. The record is from RefSeq and is a predicted model, not a curated record. NCBI's taxonomy places the organism in Eukaryota, Viridiplantae, Streptophyta, Magnoliopsida, Solanales, Solanaceae.